GGAGAUCCUGCUGGAUCGGAACCCGGAUUCGGCGUCUUUCUUGAAAAGGAAAUCGGAUUACGUGGAGACAGAGAUCAGCAAAGAAGGUUUAGAUUUCCUGUUUAAGAAGAUGAUGGAGGCUGGGAAGCUAGGGCUAGUGUUCAAUCCGUACGGAGGGAAAAUGAGCGAGGUGGCUACGACGGCGACUCCAUUCCCGCACAGGAAGAGGCUUUUCAAGGUCCAGCAUUCGAUGAACUGGAAAGACCCUGGCACAGAAGCGGAGAGCAGUUUCAUGGAAAAGACGAGAAGCUUCUACAGCUACAUGGCUCCUUUCGUCACCAAGAAUCCAAGACACACGUAUCUCAACUACAGGGAUCUUGACAUCGGGAUCAACAGCCAUGGCCCAAACAGUUACAGAGAAGCUGAGAUUUACGGGAGAAAGUAUUUCGGUGAGAAUUUUGAUCGGUUGGUCAAAGUGAAAACAGCCGUGGAUCCUGAUAACUUCUUCAGGGAUGAGCAGAGUAUACCUACCUUGCCCACCAAGCCUUCC
This is a messenger RNA of Camelina sativa (false flax), 529 nucleotides long. NCBI's taxonomy places the organism in Eukaryota, Viridiplantae, Streptophyta, Magnoliopsida, Brassicales, Brassicaceae. The record is from RefSeq and is a predicted model, not a curated record.